CACCGGCGGCAGUGGCGUCAUCGUCCGGCGUCAGCCCGCCGAACCGCGGCGAACGGCGGCCGACGCGCCAGGUGUCAUUCAACGAGCUCGUGCGCGUGCGGCGCAUCCCGCGGCACUUCUUCUCCGCUGAUAUGACGGCCGCAGCGAUGGAUCUCGUGAGCGGGAAUGAUCCGACGGCUGGGAAUGAUCCGAGGAAUGAUCGGACGGCUGGGAGCGCGACGGCUGGCAGCGCAAGUCAAGGAACGGCCGGAUGGCAGUCGAUCAACGGUGUUCAUGCCUCCUCCCACGCUUCCCCUGCUUCCUCUGCUACUUGCCAAGGGCCGGUGGAGGCCGAGUCGCCCGGCGGAAGGAUUGGCGGAAGGAAGGGCGAUUCCGCGUCUGCGCCUGCGCCUGCGCCCGCGCGUUCUUCCGCUCACGCCGCUGCUUCCGCCGCCCAAACGCAGCCCAGAUCCGCCGCGCCUACGUCUUCCCCCACCCCUGCGCCUGCGCCUGCCCUCGUGCCCACGCCUCCCCCUUGGUCUUCCGCCGGCGGGGCGGGAGGCGUGCGGAGGGUGAGCAGGAGCGGAAGCUGGUCGUCGACCGGCGGCUCGGCUGCUGCGCGGAACGCGCUGCCGAGCGGAGCGAGCGAUGGGAGUGGCCGCGACGGUAGCAGCGGAGGGUAUCGCGCUGUUAACAUGGCAGCGCGGUUAGGGGAAGCGGCGGAACGGACGGAAGUGUUAGGGAGGGCAAUGGCGGGGCUAUUGCCGGAACUGGCCUUUCUCCGGGCGGCAAUGGCGGUUAUGCGGGCGGCAGCAGCGGCACGGGCGGCAGCGUCAUUGGUGGCGGUGGCAGGAAUGUGCCUGUUUUCGGAGAAACGGGUGGCAGAGGUGCGGCUGGGUUGGGUGCGCCUGUCCGACACGCCAGGAGCCGUAGCUUCGUGGAACGUUCGGGCAACGAUGUUGCACGCAUGGCCGCGUUGGCAGCAGCGGCAGGAGCAGUAG
Molecule: messenger RNA, 980 nt
Organism: Closterium sp. Naga37s-1
Lineage: Eukaryota; Viridiplantae; Streptophyta; Zygnematophyceae; Desmidiales; Closteriaceae
Source: the annotation of a GenBank genome assembly